UGGGGUCAGGUACAGGCAAAUCAUGUCCUCAACCAACAGGAACGAGCUAUUUACCUGCUGGAAAGGUGGCUGCGAGCUUCAUUUCCUCCUGCCUGCGACCGCUGAGGAGACAUGACCUGCUGAGGAGGACACUCUCUCCACCAUGAAGAAGGGGACUCUCAACAAGCUAUUCGGGAAGAAGAACGUCAACAACAACUCCCUGUACGCCGACACCCCACCCUGGAUCCUGCCUCAGGGGACCAAGAAGGCGCCUGCCGACUACCACGAUGUUCAUAAUUCAUUUGCAUUCCUUGAUGACUCUGGCACUGCAACUUUGAAAUCGCGGCCAGGUCCCCGGGUUAGACCCACGCUUAAUUUUUCUACUAGUAACGCAGAGUCUCAAGUGUUAGCUGUACCGACACCUUCGGUUCCAAAAGGGUUUAUUGACAAUGCCUCAAUAGGCAAUGGCUCAAAGCUGAAUGGAAACUACAGAAUGUACAGUUCUGUUGGAGAUCUUCGUUUAACUAAUUAUUAUGGUGAUUAUCAUGAGGAGAUCCCUGCACCACCAAAUAUGCCGCCACCACCUCCUCCAACAAUGGCACCUCCACCUCCACCACAAAGUCCUCCUUCGUCAGCUAUUUCAUCUCCAUCCUCUCCAAGUCCUCCAGACUUUAUACCACCCACUCCAAAUUCUUCUGCAUUUGUGCCACCUAUUUUUUUGCCAACAGAUCAGUCUGCAAUAUCUACAACUGAACCACAUUCAACAAAUAAUGUUGCGAAAUGGAAAUCUGAAACGGGUCUUAAUGCAGUGUCAAAAGACUUACCCAUGACUUUACCCAAUAGAUUCACCUUAAAUCCUGCUGCUUUACAAUAUAACCAAGGGCAGAUCAACAUUGAUGGGGACCCUCGAUCCACUUUGCCAAAGUCCUUUAAAAUACCUCCUCCAGCUCCAACCAGAAUAUCGUCAAUACAGUUGCAAGAACCUCAAAAUCAUAGUUAUACCAAAGAUGCUCCUCCAUCUCCACUAGCAUCUACCUUUAAUCCAAGUUUUCAAGCUAGACUUUUUAUAUCCAACCAAGGGCAGCAAUCUCUCAGUGAUACUUUGAAUAAGAGAAAAUCCAUGCUCAUAAUGGAAGAUCUUCCAGAUGUCUUAGAAAAUUCUGAUCAUAGAAUAGAAAAAUCAACUAAUAUGAUGGACACAGUAGGCUCUAGAGCAGAUGACCCAAACAUUCUUCAUAAUCCACAUGUGAAAUUAAACAAGGAAAUUAAGAAUGACAAUGCUAUAAAUGACAAGAAAGCUGAAUCUGCAUCAAUAUUUAAGGAGAAUCAGCCAAAACAGCCCUACAAACUUAAUAACAGAAUAAGUGAAUUAACAUAUGUUCCAGCAAAAGGUGAGGAAGGGCAAAAAUAUUCCCAAUAUGGUACUGAACGAAAUACUUUGACCUUUACCAAACAUGGAUACACACAGGAGAUACAGAAAACUUCAAAGCCUACUGUAAAAAUAAUUUCGCUAAAACCUGUAAGUGACCUUUUAUUAUCACAUUCAAAUGGGUCUCAACAUAACUCUCUGACAAGAAAGGAGAUGGAUAUAUUUCCUCAGGCGUUGGCUAGAAUAGAUAAUGAAGUUAAAACACAACCAGCAGGGAGUUUAGAAAAUGCAGUGGAGCAGCCUCCCAUACCACCCUCGAUGGCUCCUCCACCACCUCCAAUGGCUCCACCACCACCACCUCCAUUACCAAUGACUAUUCCACCAAAUCAGAAAUUGAUAACACCUCUUCCACUGCCUGUGAAAAACAGUACACCACCAAAGAGUUCACCUAUCCUCAACUCUACAGCUCCACCACCUGCUCCUCCCCUUGAUUCUUCACCAGUAGUACGUAUGCCUUCACCACUGCUUUCUCCAAAGCCAAAAAACAUUUCUGUCACUCCAAAACCCCCAUCACUUGUUCCUCCACCACCACCUCCAAAAGCACCACCUGCACCUCCACCUUUACCAAGCUCUCUUGGUCUGUUUGGUUCAGUACCUUUGCAGGAAGCUUUGCAAGCAAAACAGCAGACACUUAAAAAUAUUCCAAAGACUAUAGAGAUUAGAUCUGCUCAGACAAAUUCUUCUCCAAGUGUUGAUGAUGAGCAAAAAAUCAGAGUUGGAAAGAUAAAGGGUGAACUGGAAGCGUUAUUCUCUCCAAAAAAAGAUGAAAAGGGGCAGCCACCUAAAAAUUCACGUCUAGGUCUGGAGCCAAACAAGAAUUCCAGUGGAAAUUAUUCACAAUCGAAAGGAGGUGAAAAUAAUUUGGUGAACUCAUUAAUGUUGAAAGUGCCUCUUUUACCUGCUAAAUUUGAGAGGGAUGAAGGUGACGCAGACAAUUCUGAAUGGUUGCCUAAAAGUAAUAAAAUGGAUAUUCACAUUCCUGAGCCAGAUUAUUUACCAGCAAGCCCCAGUCGCAAAACAGAAAAGCCUGCAUAUUCAGACGUACAGAGCAAAAUUCUGAAGGCAACUGAGAGAUCUGUUCCUUCACCGCCAGUAGCUUCCACUCAAAAAGACACACGUAUAGAUGUGUUGAAUAGCUCCGUUCCAACCUACAAACCGCAUCGUGGUAUUAAGUUAUCAACUGAAAAUGGUACCUUAAAUGAACUGCCAGUAGUAAUUGCAAAACCAGAUACAGAUAUUAGCCUAAACCUGGAAAGUGUUUAUCCAUCUACUGAAAUGGCUAAUUCAGGACCUCCUGUGAAGCAAGAACCUCCCAUGUCUACAGCUGAAAGUUCGAAUAAGCAACCUGUCAAUGGAGGACAGGUUGAAGGAGGUUCUCCAAUGGCUUUACUUAUGGCGGCACAGAAGCGAGCACAGAAAGUAAAUUCUGUAGAAAAGCGAAAUCUUCCCAAAAUUUCUGUUACAAAUGGGCUCAUUACAAGUUCAUCUCCCUCUCCAGCUAGUGAGAGGAAAGCAAGUACAUUUCUUGUUGUUCCCAAUAAAGAAAAUGUAGGACCACUUGCUGAGGAGGAAGUUACCAGCUUUACAUUUAACUCUGUCCAUAAAUUAGGCUCUUCAAUUCCAUCAGUCUGGAGAGCGGAAAAGCUCCAGUCUUCUGAUAUAAGACAUUCUGAGAACUCGAGUGAUAACUCCAGUGUACCAUAUGUUCAUAAGUCAUCUGACCUACUGCUUUCUACCACUGACAGGCAAGAAGAAUAUUUGAAGCCAAAAUCGACAUUUGAUAAUUAUGCUUCUUACACUGUGCCAACUUCAACUGAAUCCCCUUCUUUUAAUAUUUCCAGUUUUCCUUCACCUAUUCCUUUCCAAAAGAUGAAUAAUGAAAUUAAAUAUGGAAUAAUACCACCUCCAGCAGAGUUCAUGAAUAGUCCAGCAGAAUCACGUAGUAACUUGCUUAGCAUGGAGCAAAAAGACAGAUCAUAUCAUUCUGAUCACAGAACAAGUCUUCAGUCUGAUUUACUUCCAAAUAAUGAUCGAAAUAAUUCCGUUAUUCAGCCUUUUGCUUCUCUGUCAACCACAAGCAGCAGUGGCUUCAAUAGUUACUCCAGUGACCAUUAUAGUAGUGGACCCAACAGAGAGCCACAGAGGAGCUCCCUAAUUAAGAAACGACUGUACAUGCCUGAACCAGAGAGUUUAAGGAACUAUGGGUUAAAUACAAGCUCCAUAAGGUCUUCUGCUAUGCCUAUGUCUUACAUGCAUUCACAGUUUAGCUCUAGUAUGGUUCCAGAUCCACGACGAUACAACACUACAUCAAGAUACCUUCCUCAAGGAAGGAGACUCUCUACUGAAAAUAUUAGCCGAAUGGGACCAUCUAUGACUGAUAUGAAGUACAGAUCUCCAAACUCUGAUAACCUAAUGGGAAAAUCAUCAACUAGGUCACAAGAUAAAAACCAGCAAGGCUUGACAUUCACUGUGAGACCAGGUACCAGGCAGCCAAUUUCUCAAAUGUAUCAAGGUGGCUACCUGUGAGUGUGCAUAUUCCUGUCAUGUUGCCUACAAACAGUCUCAUGAAGCCGCUUCUAAGCUCCGAUUCAGUGUCGUAAAAGUUACUUCUGUAUAUAGCAUUUGUAAGCUACUUUUUUUUAAGUUACUUUAUUCCACAGUAGAGAAGAUGUUGAAGGGUAUUCUUCUAGAACAUUUUUUUUUUAAAUGUUUUAUCAUGUUUUUCCUUUUGAGUUGCCAUGUCUCUUAUUUUACAUGUUAAUUUUAUGUGCCUUUUUUUUUUUUCCUCUUAAUUGCCUCGUAUGCUUUGUUGUAUAAAUAUAUACAUACUUAUAAAAAGAGAAUGACCCCUGUAUAAAGAUGAUGUACAUACAAAUGAGAGGAGAGGGGAUUCCUAUGACAAAUCCUACAAAAAGCACUUUUCGUUGUAUAUUCAGUGUAUAUUUAUAUGUGUCCUUUUUUAUGUACCUUCAUUUAUAUAUGUUCGUGUUACAACAGAAGAUAAGUGUCUGUAUUUGCUUUUAAAGAGGAUGCACAAAGCUUUUGCAUGCUAUUUCCUCAGUUAUUUACAGCAAUAAACAAUU
This is a messenger RNA of Bufo bufo (common toad), 4491 nucleotides long. It is a transcript of the gene C3H6orf132, whose product is annotated as chromosome 3 C6orf132 homolog. The record is from RefSeq and is a predicted model, not a curated record. Lineage: Eukaryota; Metazoa; Chordata; Amphibia; Anura; Bufonidae. The transcript has 5 exons. The coding region runs from base 143 to 3934 and encodes 1263 amino acids.